This is a messenger RNA of Syngnathus acus (greater pipefish), 3011 nucleotides long. RefSeq names its product EF-hand domain (C-terminal) containing 1 (gene efhc1). The transcript is spliced from 9 exons. The coding region runs from base 479 to 2218 and encodes 579 amino acids. Gene Ontology annotation, cellular component: axoneme; mitotic spindle. Gene Ontology annotation, biological process: cilium-dependent cell motility; mitotic spindle organization; mitotic cytokinesis. Gene Ontology annotation, molecular function: alpha-tubulin binding. The record is from RefSeq and is a predicted model, not a curated record. NCBI's taxonomy places the organism in Eukaryota, Metazoa, Chordata, Actinopteri, Syngnathiformes, Syngnathidae.
AGCCCCGAACAUAACUUUUGAAGGCAAAGCAAUACAGCCUCUUCAAAACAUUAGCACAUAUCAUAAUACAUUGCGUAAUAAAUAUUUUAUUCGUAUUCAUUUGCAGCAAACGCGUCGUCACGCGUGACGUCACGCAAACGGUGACGGCGAGCUUGCCUCACGUCAACUUUAAGUAGGAGGAUUAGCACGUUUGAAAUAAACGUCUUAAAACGCAUGAAGCGUUGCCCCGAAGCUCAGUUUCUCUCUCCGGUCUGCAAUGACAUCAUCUUUGUUUUGGACACACUGCUAGGAUAGAUUGAAAUGUUUUAGCCGAGAAUUUGAGCCCAUUUAAAAAAAGAAUUUAUAAAGCUUCUAUAGAUUCACAUAAGUGACAUCCCGGAAACGGACAAAAUAAAAGCAGCGUCACGUCGUUUUACGUCGUUGCGAUUAUCUGCACAAAAUCGUGUUAUUAAAUGUAAACCGGCCUCUCGAAGCAACAAUGUCACGCAAAAUGGACAACAACGGCUUGCCGUUCUUGCCGGGCUUCUCUUUCCAGGAUGUAACGAAAUCAGCCUUCCAUCGCCCUCAGACUUUGUCCUAUUUCAGAGGCCUGGCAUUGGCCCAUCCGCCCAGGCUGGGCAUCGGACUGGAGCCUCUAUUAACAGAGCAGAUGAUGCAAGAGGAGCUCAGCGGCAUGUCCGGUGACAUGCCCGACUUCACUUACGGCUCCUUUGACACCAAGUAUGUAAAAGACUUGGUCAAUUUGUCCUACCACUCGGCUCCCUCGCCCACCCACCCGGAAACUCAGCCUUUCAUCCCAGCUUUUGUUACUCUUGACAAGAAGGUGCUUUGCUUCAAAGCGUACUUUGAGGAGGAAAUCAAAAACAGUCGCGAAGAGAAGAAAUGCGUCCGUCAUGUGGUUUUGUACUACUACCUCGAGGACGACACCAUUAGCAUCUCUGAGCCUUGGGUGCCCAAUUCCGGGAUACUGCAGGGAGAGCGAAUCAAACGCCACCGUCUGCCCAAGAGGGAACCCGGGAAGCAUUACCACUGGAAGGACCUCAACCUGGCCGUGGACCUGGAAGUGUACGGUGUGAAGUACCGUAUCUCGCAGUGCGACCCGUUCACCAAGGACUUUAUGCAACGUCAGGGUAUUAUUCUCAACGCGCCUGAGGAAAUGCCAUUGGAUACUUACCUCCAGGGCAGAAUUAAACCAACGCCAACCUUCACGACGCCCUCAGAGUUUGACAGCAGGUACCAGUUUCUCCACAUGGAUCGCAAGGUUUUGCGUUUCUUUGCCUUGUGGGAUGAUUCGAAAUCCGAGCUGGGCGAAGUCUUGCCCGUUACCAUCCACUAUUUUUUGGUGGAUGACACGGUGGAGAUCAAGGAGGACCAUAAACCCAACAGCGGCCGUUUUCUUUUCCCGGUGCUGAUGCAGCGGCUGAGGAUACCCAAGAAAAUGAAAGCGGGUCACGAUCAAUUCCCGACCUGCGUUAUGGAAGAUUCGGUGGAGGAAGUAGAAGAGUACUUCUCCCCCAAAGACUUCCAGGUUGGCAAAUCGGUGACGAUCCUUGGACGCCGUUUCCUACUGUACGACUGCGAUGGGUUCACCAAAGACUAUUACCAUGACAACCACCCUGAGAUGAACAUCAAAAGCAUCGAAGUACCCAGAAAGUUGGGCAAGUUUGAGGGCAUGAAGAGGGAGAUUCCUCCCUACAAUGGUUUUGGGUCAUUGGAAGAUUCUCUCCAGAGUUGUUUAUCUCUGAUCCCUCUACCUCCCAGAAAGAACAUUGUAAAGAUGUUGGAGAACGAUCACAAAGUGUUACGCUACAGCACCCGAUUGGUGCCACCUAAGAACGCGUCAGAGUCGCAGAAGCGCAGAGACGCCGAUCGACUUUUUAUUUUGUCCUUUUACCUGUCGGACGACACCGUCAGUAUUUACGAGAAUUCCAAACACAAUUCGGGUUUCAUGGGCGGAACGUUCCUGAAAAGGACACGAGUUCCCAAGCCCGACACUUCUGUGGACAAUCCCGAUUAUUACUCGCCGGCGGAUUUCUCAAUUGGAUCGGUUCUGGAUGUUUUUGGCCACCAGUUCAUCCUGACAGACGCUGACCUUUACGUCCUAAACUACCUGGAGACCAAUUCCAGCCAGAUUCCCUCGGAGACACUUGAAACCAUCCGCCAGAAGCUGCAAGCCGAAACCAAUCAGACGGCAGAACGAAAAGAGCCGCCCUCGUGAUGUCACAGCAACUUUGUGCUUAGAACCAGAACUGAAGAAAUGGAAGUGCUUCCUAACAAAACACGUUGAUUUGUAGAUAAGUAUUUUAUCUUAUAUGUAAUGUUUGCUGAGUGCCUACGUUUUAAUGCUUUUCUUUUUUUUUUAUAUAAAGGGGUUCACUAAAACUAUGGUCAAAUUUUAACGAAGCAAAAUAAGUUGACAGAUUUAAAAUGUUGCAAGUCUUGCAUAUGUAUAGAGAUCAUAGCUAUUUCUUGCCAUGUAACAAAGUAUCGAGAAUGGCUUUGUGGUCUGCGGUGAUUGCUAGGCAUAAAAAUUUCAAGUCAAAUAUUUCAUAGACAAAAAAAUGAUUUUUUUUUUUUUAUCAGAAAAUGUCAUUAUUCAUCAUUGAACACAUUUCAUGGAAUGGCAUGCGGUAAAGUACAUUAUAAUGUGCGUAAUGGAAGUGACAAAGACAUGAUUUCAUUGGGAAGACUUUUGUACUGGUUGGCCAAAGUCCCUCCCUUCCCCUUAUCCUACUGAUAUAAUUUAACAUCAAGGCUGUCUUACAGUAAACUUUUAUCGUUAUGUUAUCAUCUGUAACAUUUUGUUGUUUUCGCUACUCUCAAUGGACCAGACUGGAAAAGAAGCAAAGCUGGCUCAAUGGCAAUCAGACGAGCAAAUACAGUACUUGGUAACGACGAUUACAUGAACACAUUCAAAAGUUGCUACACAGUAACAUGUGCUACAUACUGUGUUUGUACACUUGUGGCAUUUUGCACUCCUUAAUAUGGAAAAGCAGGUCAUGUGGAUGUAU